CAUACAGUAAGCAUAACUCUUUCUUAUACCUGCUCUGAAUUUAAUAAUUGCUUCUAGAGAAAAAUGCUGCUUGGAAGAGUAUCCAGUGAUAUUUGGUAUCAUUUCACUAAAGAAAAAGGAAAAGGUAUUUGUCGUUAUUGUAACGCAUCUAUUUCAAUGUCAUCCGGCUCCACAUCGAAUUUAAAGCGACAUUUACAAGGAAAACACCCGUUGAUUCCUUUGAAUAGACAGGAAAGUAAGGAGAAAGGAAAAGAUGCUGUUGUAAGUAAGGAGAAAGGAAAAGACGCUGUUGUUGACAUAAGUACGACUGAAAAUAAUGAAAGCGGAGAACCAUCUCAAAAAUCUGCAGAGCAACGAUCGCUUCCAGUUUCGUUCUCGUCUGGGAAACCACAGUCUUCCAUGACACAGUUCAUUGUAAAACGGUUGCCGAUUCAGAAAAGCAGAAGUAUUGAUACCCAACUAUUAACAAUGAUAUGCAGAGAAUAUCAUCCGUUAUCCAUAGUAGAGGAUAAGGAGUUCGUCAAAUUCAUCGAACUUCUAAAUCCAUCGUAUAACUUGCCAAGUCGAAAGACAUUAUCAAAUAGUUUGUUACCUGCCGUAUAUAAUGAGCUAUUGGAAAAGGUUAAACUUGACCUAAUAGAUCCUCCCACUAUAUGUCUCACGUGCGAUGGUUGGACAAGCCUAACAAACACAAGCUUUUAUGCCCUGACUGCACAUUUUAUCAAAAAUGGUAACCUAAAGUCGUAUUUGUUAGAGUUCACGGAAAGACACACAGGAGAAAAUAUCGCUGACUGGAUUAGUGGAAUUCUUCGUAAAUUCAAUAUUGAAUACAAAAUUACGGCAAUAGUAACGGAUAACGCUUCCAAUAUGAAGGCAGCAGCUGCAAAUUUAAAACUGAGACAUUUGGGUUGUUUUGCUCAUACGCUGAAUUUAAUUGUUCAAUGUGCAAUAACAAAUUCAAUUGCGGAGGUAGUAGACAAGUGCAAGACCACCGUUCAAUUUUUCAAAAAGAGCAGUCAUGCUUCUUCAAAAUUACGAGAAAUGCAAAUAAAACUAGGACAAAAAGAAUUAAAAUUUAAGCAAGAUGUUAUUACGCGGUGGAAUUCCACCUUCGAUAUGAUGGAAAGAUUACUACUUAGUAAAGAAGCAGUCGUAUCUACGCUAGCCCUGCUAGAUGCUACCCGAUGCACACUAAAUGCUAAUGACUGGGAAACCUACAAAGAGAGUAUUGAAGUUUUACGAACAUUUAACGACGUGACUAUUGAAAUAUCAUCUGAAAAACCGUUUCUCUUUCAAAAACUACAGUUAUAUCACGUUUGCUAAGUAGACGCCUUCGAGAGUUAGAAGAGUCUCCAAUUCCAAACGUCAAAAAGCUUGUUUUUGAGUUGCUCGAAGGGUUGAGUUCUCGUUUUUGAGGGCGUGAGUCCAACGAGCUAAUAGCUCAGGCAAUGCUCUUAGAUCCAAGAUUUCGAAAGCAGGGAUUCGGAGAUGACCAAAAAUUCCGUGCCGCAUAUCAAUCGUUACUGCACAAGAUACAACAGCUUCCAACAUCAUCAAAUGAAGAGUCCCAAGUUGAUCUAGUCGCUCAGCAAAUAGUGAGUCCCUCUUCUUUUUGGCAGCAGUUCGACGAGUCUGUAUUUAAGCUACAAGGAAAAACGGAUUCAACGGCAGGCAGUAUCGUUGAGCUUGAUAAAUACUUAUCAGAACCAUUCAUCCAUCGAACUAGUGAUCCACUAGCCUGGUGGGAAACGAGGAAGCAUAUAUAUCCGAAACUGUACCAGAUAAUGCUCAGAAGGUUGUGUAUUCCCGCCACAUCAGUUCCGUGUGAAAGGGUAUUUUCGAAAGCAGGGCAGUUGGUCUGUGAGAGACGUUCAAGAUUAUCGAGCAAGCAUGUUUCCGAGAUCAUGUUUGUGAAUGCCAAUACCCAUUAAGAAAUCCCGCAGCUAUACUUAAAGUGGCAGAAAAAUGACCGGGGAAAACUAAAUGUAAUGAACUAAAUAUUUUCUCCUUAAGCUUCAAACUAAAACUAUAUUUCUGAAGAGAAAAGUGCAAUCCAGAAAUCA
This is a messenger RNA of Wyeomyia smithii (pitcher-plant mosquito), 2063 nucleotides long. Its product is annotated as zinc finger BED domain-containing protein 6-like. Lineage: Eukaryota; Metazoa; Arthropoda; Insecta; Diptera; Culicidae. The coding region runs from base 64 to 1323 and encodes 419 amino acids. Gene Ontology annotation, molecular function: DNA binding. The transcript is spliced from 2 exons. The record is from RefSeq and is a predicted model, not a curated record.